This is a messenger RNA of Anopheles marshallii, 3600 nucleotides long. It is a transcript of the gene Klp3A, whose product is annotated as chromosome-associated kinesin KIF4A. Bases 1 to 3600 code for a protein of 1199 amino acids. Gene Ontology annotation, molecular function: microtubule motor activity; microtubule binding; ATP binding. Lineage: Eukaryota; Metazoa; Arthropoda; Insecta; Diptera; Culicidae. Gene Ontology annotation, biological process: microtubule-based movement; mitotic spindle organization. The transcript is spliced from 3 exons. The record is from RefSeq and is a predicted model, not a curated record.
AUGUCCGGUCCAGAAUGUGUGAAGGUGGCUGUGCGCAUCCGGCCUAUGUCUCAAGCAGAGCAGGCUCGAGGAUGUCAGAUAGUGGUCGAGCAAGCAGCCCCGGAACAUCCGCAAAUUCACGUCUGCGGUGGACGGACACCAUCGGACAUUUUUUCCUACAGCUAUGUGUUUCCGCCCACCGCUGCCCAAUCGCAGCUGUACGAACAAUCGGUAGCGCCACUGCUUACCAAACUGUUGGCUGGUUACAAUGCAACAAUCCUCGCGUACGGUCAAACCAGCUCGGGCAAAACGUUCACCAUGGGUACGGACUUUUCCGGUGAGAUGAGCUCGAAUGUUGGCGUCAUCCCGCGCGCAAUCGUCGACAUCUUUCGAAUGAUUAACGACGGUUCGGUUGGGGCACCGUGUGUCAAUGUGAACACCCAAAUUACCUGCUCAUUCAUCGAGGUGUACCAGGACAACGUGUACGAUCUGCUAGAGGAUAAAAAUGGCAACGAACGACAACCGAUCGAGAUACGGGAAGCAGUCGGUGGAGAUAUUGUAUUGCAGGGACUAACCGAGAUCGAAGCGCCCAACGAGCAGAGUGCCUUCAACUGUUUGGUGCGCGGUUCGACCGGUCGUGUGGUGCGUGCGACAGCGAUGAACAACGUGUCUAGCCGAAGCCACGCCAUCUUCACACUCACCAUUCAGCAAACCGCUCGUGAAGAUCCCAGCACUAUAACGCGCUCCAAGUUCCACCUGGUAGAUUUGGCCGGCUCGGAACGUUCCAAAAAGACUGCCACAACCGGUGACCGGUUCAAGGAAGGCGUGGAGAUUAAUAAAUGCCUGCUCGCACUCGGUAAUGUUAUCACCGUUUUGGGUACGAACAGUGGGUCGGGCAAGGUGCACAUACCAUACCGCAGCUCGAAACUUACCCGACUGUUGCAAGAUUCGUUGGGCGGUAACUCGUACACAGUGAUGAUUGCUUGCGUGUCUCCGGCGGACUAUAAUCUAUCCGAGACUUACAGCACGCUCCGAUACGCAUACCGUGUAUGCAAGAUCAAAAACAAACCGAUCGUCAACCAGGAUCCGCAGCAGGCCCGCAUUAAGGAACUGGAAGCAACAAUACAAGAUUUGCGGCUCCGCAUACUAUCGCUGAAGAGUGACCACAACGGUAAUGGCGGUGAGGAGGAGGAACAAGACGAUAAAUAUCCUGCUGGCAAUCUUCGCCGAGCGACACUCAUACGAGGUCUCUCGGAGACGGACAUAAGAUCGCCAAGGAAAGCUGAGCAGGAACAACCGACAGGCAUGUCCACCACAGUCUGCAUGCUGCAGACUAAUAAUCGUCUGCUUGAAAAACAGCUACAAUUGACGCUGCACGAGAUCGGAUCACACGAGAUGCGUGCCAUGACGGCGGAUAAGUUGCUGGAAGAUAUCGAACAGGUGCUGGCAAAAUAUGGAAACAGUGCUACCCAGUCGGAAAAGGCGCCCGAAACCGUGGCUGAAAGUGAGAUGCGACAGGAAAUAACCGUGCUCUUGAACAAGUACAAGGAAGAAUUGUUUGCUCAGGGCAUAGCAAACAUGUCAAACCCGAACGAACUACACCGCACGUACAGUACUGAGUCGGAGGAGCUUGAGCGGAAAUCUACGUAUCACACCCAAGAGCAGAUGCGUAUACACCAAGAGCUGAGCCAGUUGAAGCGUGAGCUUACCUUGAAGGAGGAAUUGCACCGUAAGUGCAUGGAUAAUAAUUCAGUGGUACAGACAAUGACCAGCAAACGGGAGCGUGAGCUGAACGAGCAGCUGCGAGAAUAUGAGGGGCAGAUCCGCGGCAUGGAGGAACAGCUGAUCGAGUUGAAUGUGCUGCUCGAGAACACCAAGGCGGGCGAGAAACGUUCGAAGCUGGCCGAAGAACGUCGCCGCAAGGUGCAGCAGCUCGAAAGCGAACUGACCGUACUGCGGCAGAAGAGUUUGCGCCAGGCGAAGUUGCUGAAGCUGAACGAAAAGGACGCCCAGCGUAUUGCCGGCCUGAGUUCGGAAAUACAGCAGAUGAAGAUGACGCGCGUUAAGCUGCUCAAGGCGCUGCGCACCGAGAGCGAGAACUUUCGCCAGUGGCGCCUAAACCGGGAGAAGGAGAUUAUACAGCUGAAGGCGAAGGAUCGUAAACGCGAGGUUCAGCUGAAGAAGCUCGAAUCGACGUACACGCUGCAGAAGCAUAUUAUGCAGCGCAAGAUGGACGAAACGAUACAGGUGAACAAGCGGCUGAAGGCAACCCUCGAACGCCGGCAGCGCAAUCCGAACACGGCUGACCGGUCCGUAAUGCGCGGUGCCGAAGCGGCCCGCUGGAUCAAGCACGAGCUGGAGCUCAUCUGCAACACGGUUGAAGCGUCGGUUACGCUGAAAAUGUUGCGCACCCAGCGUGCACAGCAGUCGAAGAAGCGAAACCAGCUGCGCGCACAGCUGACGGAACUGAGCAUCGGUGGUGUGGAGGACACGGGUGCCGAUGGAUCGAUGGACGAUCGGCAGCAGCAACGGGCCGAACUGGAGGAAGAGAUGCGCCAGUGUGAAACCGAUCUGGAAUAUCGCAACGCACAGAUUGCCGAUCUGCAGCAGAAGAUCCACAGCAUGGACACGGAGUCGCAGCUGGCGACGUUGGGUGAAGGGUUGGCCAGUUUGCCCGAAACGCGGGACGCGUUUCAGCGACUGCUGGAACAGUUGGUCCACACGCACACCCGUCUGUUCGAGACACGGUUCGAGCUGGUGGAGUUGCAGGCAACAAGCGAAUGCCAGGAGGAGGCACUGGGCCAGUCCCGCGCCCAGCUGCAGCAGGCCGAACAGCAGUACAAGGAGAAGGUGGUACAGCUCGAACGUACGUACGAGGAGAAGCUUUCCUUCCUGCUGAUGCAACGUGCCGCGCAAGGUGGCGGCGUACCGAACGGCGACGGCGGUGAGGUUGCGACCCACACGGACACCGUGCACGAGGAAGCGAUCCAACGUAUUGAGCAGCUACGCGAUGAGCUGGAAUCAUACAAGCAACUCGUCCAGGUGCUCCAGGCCAAUCAACAUGAAAAAAUAUUGAAGCGCCGGCUCGUUAAGCUACCGUCCAGGCUGGUGGACCAUGAGAUGGAUACCGAAACGGACCAGGAGGAGGAGGAAAUGGAAUUAUCCGACGAUAGUCAACUGAAGGAACAGCUGGAAAGAGAACUUGAUCCCGAUUUCCGAGGCACUCCAUUAAACAAACGGAAGAAGAGUAUAAGCAUACGCGAAUCGUCGCUUCCGAACAAAAUUCUCAACACCACGAUCCACUGUAGCUGCACCGGUAACUGUGGGACGAAACGCUGCGGUUGCCAAAAGCAUGGCAUGCAGUGUCAUCCGGCCUGCAAGUGUCCGCCCAGUUGCGUUAACCGCGCGCUUUACACUAUUAGCGAGCCCGAAAAUAUGUUGAUGAACGGUACCGAAGGCGGUGCAGACACAUCCGGCAGCACGACGAAACAGAACGACAAGGAGAACACCUUCAUCAUACCGAGCGAACCGGCACGCGUGACGAAGGAUGAACGGGAAGAGCUCGACAUAUUGGACUAUGUGGCGAAGUACAGAAAGCGGAAACCCCUGCUGGAUAUUUAA